AUGGGCGCCGACGAAGCCGGCUGCGGCUACAAGAACAAGAUCAAAGCCGAUCUCGAAGCCGACCCGCGCGUCUCCAAAGUCAUCGACGUCGGCGUCGACUCCUCGUCCGACAAAACCGCCUAUCCGCACCCCGCCGUCGACGCCUCGAAGCUGAUCAAGUCCGGUGAAGCGGACCGCGCGCUUCUGAUCUGCGGGACUGGGUUGGGAGUGGCGAUAAGCGCGAAUAAAGUGCCUGGGAUCCGGGCGGUGACGGCACAUGAUAGUUUUAGCGUGGAGAGGGCGGUUUUGAGCAAUAAUGCGCAGGUGUUGUGUAUGGGUGAGCGGGUGGUGGGAGUCGAGUUGGCGAGACGGUUGGCGAAGGAGUGGCUGGGAUAUGAGUUUGAUCCAAAGAGUGGGAGUGCGGCGAAGGUGGAUGCGAUUAUGGAGCACGAGAAGAAGAAUUUUGCAAAUGGUGCUGCGUAA
Messenger RNA from Saxophila tyrrhenica, 462 nucleotides. RefSeq names its product D-erythrulose-4-phosphate isomerase 1 (gene DERI1). Gene Ontology annotation, molecular function: isomerase activity. The coding region runs from base 1 to 462 and encodes 153 amino acids. Gene Ontology annotation, biological process: carbohydrate metabolic process. NCBI's taxonomy places the organism in Eukaryota, Fungi, Ascomycota, Dothideomycetes, Mycosphaerellales, Extremaceae. The transcript has a single exon. The record is from RefSeq and is a predicted model, not a curated record.